Molecule: messenger RNA, 1029 nt
Organism: Fusarium venenatum
Lineage: Eukaryota; Fungi; Ascomycota; Sordariomycetes; Hypocreales; Nectriaceae
Molecular function (GO): oxidoreductase activity, acting on the CH-OH group of donors, NAD or NADP as acceptor
Source: RefSeq, a predicted model, not a curated record
AUGGUCAAGGUUCUCCUCACUGGUGGUUCGGGCUUCAUCGCCGCUCAUACCCUAGAGCAGCUUCUUGAGAAGGAUUACAGCAUCGUCACAACUGUCCGUUCAGAGGACAAAGCUCAGAAGAUCCGCAACGCAUUCCCUGACAAGGUCAAGGAUGGCAAGUUGGAAAUUGUCAUUGUGCCCGAUAUUGCAAAGCCCGAAGCCUUUGAUCAAGUGGCCAAGACUCCCGGUCUCGAGGCCGUUGUUCACGUUGCAAGCCCCUUUCACUUCAACAUUACCGACCCCAAGAAGGACCUUAUAGAUCCAGCUGUCAUUGGUACAACGGGUAUCCUUAAGGCCCUUCAUGCCUCGGCACCCAAAGUCAAGCGCGUCGUCAUCACCUCAUCAUUCGCUGCCAUCAUCGACGAGGCCAAAUUUACAGAUGGAUCCCACGUAUUCUCCGAAAAGACAUGGAACCCCGUCACCAUUGACGAUAUCACUCGUUCCGACACAACUGCUUACCGCGCUUCAAAGACUCUCGCUGAACGUGCAGCCUGGGACUUUGUCGCCGAGAAGAAGCCCUCUUUCGAUCUUGUGACGGUUUGCCCGCCCCUGGUUCUGGGUCCUGUAUCAAAGCACCUUGCUACUUUGGAGAGCAUCAACACGUCCAACGAACGUAUCGUAAAGCUUUUGCAAGGCGGUUGGAAGGAAGAGAUUCCUCCCUGUACCCCCGUUCCUCUCUGGAUUGAUGUGCGAGAUGCUGCGCGUGCACACGUUCGAGGUCUUGAGGAGCCCAGAGCUGGGGGGAAGCGACUCUUCACCACGGCUGGAUUAUUCUCGCACCGCCAAAUCGUCGACAUCAUUGCUAAAAAAUUCCCCGAGUUCAAGGAUAGGCUCCCUGGACCUGAAGUUAAGGGCGGAGAACUUCCUCCUAAGGACCGGAUUUUUGGAAUAGAUAACAAGGAGACAAGCGAGUUGCUCAAAAUUGACUGGAUUACCGUUGAGAAGAGUAUGACGGAUCUUGUUCAGUCACUCAAGGAGAUUGGCAUCUAA